This is a messenger RNA of Ruditapes philippinarum (Manila clam), 1725 nucleotides long. Its product is annotated as neuronal acetylcholine receptor subunit alpha-5-like. The record is from RefSeq and is a predicted model, not a curated record. Gene Ontology annotation, molecular function: neurotransmitter receptor activity; transmembrane signaling receptor activity; extracellular ligand-gated monoatomic ion channel activity. Gene Ontology annotation, cellular component: membrane; neuron projection; synapse. Gene Ontology annotation, biological process: regulation of membrane potential; signal transduction; chemical synaptic transmission. The coding region runs from base 397 to 1251 and encodes 284 amino acids. NCBI's taxonomy places the organism in Eukaryota, Metazoa, Mollusca, Bivalvia, Venerida, Veneridae. The transcript has a single exon.
UACAGUUUAGCGUCUUCUUGAACAGAUAAGUACCAAAGUUUGUCUAUCAGACGACCAUGGAAGUAUUCAAGUUCUACAUCAGUUUUUAAUAUUUUGGUACAUCUGGUUAUUAUUUAUCAUACUACGCCAAAUGUGACAGAAACCUGUAAAUAUUUAAUUCUCUUUAAACUUAAAAGUCGUUUGAAAUAUUGUGAAAUAUAUUUGUUGUACAUUUAUACGAUGGCGAUACAAUAAGUCAGUUGAAACAAUAGAUAACAUAAUUAAUAUGGAUUCCAAGCUAUUAAUCGUGACUUUUUUACUUUUCAGCUUGAAUACAUUCACUGCUCAAAUAUGACACAGGUCGAAGGUUAAUACACAAACUUGUUCCAGAACUAUAACAAGAAACUUUUUCCAUUGAUGAAUCACAACAAUUCAAUGGAAAUAAAUGUCACGGUAGGUAUUAGAAGUAUAAAUAAUUUCGAUGAGCUGUCUGGCGAAAUUGAACUUACAAUGUAUUUCACUUUACAAUGGACUGAUGAAAACUUGAUAUGGACACCUUCUCAAUAUGGUGGCAAGUCGGUGUUGUUAGUAGCUUCAGAAGACAUUUGGCGACCACAACUUUAUCUUCUACAAUCAUAUGACACACUCCAGGAGAUAACGAAUGUAUCGUUGAUGGCACGGUUGUUGUCGAAUGGCCUCGUCAUGUGGAAUAUUGGAAGUGUUUUGAAAAGUGUUUGUUCUGUUGACGUGACGUAUUUUCCUUUUGAUACCCUGACAUGUGUAUUAAUGGUUUCAGGCUGGGCUUACACAAACGACGAAGUGUUACUUAUCGUCAAUAAUGCUAAAGUAAAUGAAGAUUCUUUUUCCAACAAUAGUCAAUGGAUACUUCAGUCGGCAACGUCACAGAACAAUUAUGAUAUAAUAUCAUCAUUUCCCCCGACGAUUUUUGUGAUACUUAAACUAAAAAGACGAAGUGAUUUAUUUGUAGUGUACAUAAUAUUUCCAAUGGUGUUCUUUGGCCUUAUAAAUAAUCUUGUGUUUGUUAUGCCUGCGAAUUCUGGAGAGAGGACAUCAGUUGCUAUAACAGCAUUUUUGUCGUUUAUUGUUUUUAUGCAAAUGAUAAAUUCGAUUGUUCCUGAGAGUUCAGAACCUAUGGCUUAUAUAUAUAUUAUUAUAUACUUUUUCUAUUGGUUUAUAGCUCACUCAUUUUAUUUCUAUGUAUAUGCUCGUUAUGUAUCUAUGACAAGGACACACCAGUUCCUCAGUCCAUAGAAAAGAUGAUUUAUUGUUUUCGAUGUUGGUAUUUCAAGAGAAACAAAGACAAAGUAACACCUGUGAGGAAAGCAUCCAUUUUGUCUGAGCAAGUUGACGUUAAAAGCACGAACGAAAAGUUAUCAUUCAGUCAAAAUGAUGAGGAUUCUCCUUUAAUGACUUGGGUAACGGUUGGUAAGACAUUUGAUUCCUGCUGCUAUGUUCUUUUGUUGAUGACAUAUUUGGCGGUGACCAUUCACACAUUCGUAAAAUUGUAUUUUAACUACAGUUGCUGAAUAUUUUUACUUACAUUGAUAUGAAAUGUUCUGACACAGUUACUCGAUGCGGUAAUUUCUCUAUAUGCGUAUUAUAAGACAUAACAAUGAAAUUCACAUUUCUUUGUAAUAAUGAUAAUAUAUAAUUAUGGCAAACAAAUUUAUACAAAUGUAUAUCUUAAAAUGUUUCUUGUGUAAAACGUCAAAUUUCAAAAUGAAA